UGUACUGUAUCCCCAUUAAAUUUUCCCCAAGAGUACUACAAAAAAUUGUGUUGAUUCAACUUGAUUGUAACAGUUGUUGCUUUUUCACCUUUUGAAACCUAUUUAGAAGGCUAUACGGAGGCUGUUUAAGGUCUAUAUGGAGCUCCGCUCUGUAUAAUAUUAUGGCAGCCAGUAAGGACAAUCUGCAAGCGCUCUUUGGAUCGGACAGUUCUGACUCUGAAGAGGACUCGCGUAGACCCAAAGCACCGCGCAUCGCUAGUUCACACGAUGAAGCUUCGUCUCCCGACGCAUCUCCUUCCCGCACUCAAACUGACAACGGGGAAACACGCUCGCCAGCUGAGGCUGAGAGCUCCGCGAACAAGUCAUCGGAUUUCCAUCUUCUUGCUGACGAAGAAGACUCUUCAGAAUCCGUUCAGGAAGAAAACGAAGUUGUGAAGGAUGAUAUCGGCGAGACCAUUGCGGAAGAAGGGGAUCUCGAAGAGCAGCCCGUGGGGGAACAGAUUCCCGCAGAGGGCGACGGGGAAGAUGACGAGGAGACACGGAUUGAAGUGGAUAUCGCGCGUUUGACUCCGAACCUGGAAGGACGGUUUAUAUACUGGAAGAUGCCAGACUUCAUAAAAGCGGAAUCUAAGCCCUUCGAUCCGGAAGGAUAUGACGACGAAUUUGAAGAUUACGACGAAGAUCCACCUCCAGAAGUGCAGGAUGCAAUUCGACAGAAAGUGAAAGGCACCCUACGAUGGAGAUGGUCGACGUUGGCGGAUGGAUCUCGUGGGGGACCGGAAUCAAAUGCGAAACUGGUCAAGUGGUCAGAUGGAAGCACUUCGAUCGUAAUCGGAAACGAGUAUUUCGAUGCGUCUCUCAUUCCGUUCAAAGGCGAAUACCAUCAGCUAUUCAUUCGACAAGGCACUGGUUUACAGGGCGGAGUGAUCUUUCCAGAGAAGCUGACUUUGCGUCCGGCUGUGGCCAACCCGUUAUCAAGGAAAUCACGCAUGCCCACUCGUGUGUCGGCAAGCGGACGGCCUGGCGCCAAGGAUCAAGGGCCAAGCCUCGUUUUUCUGCACGAUGUUGGAGCAAACAGCAAAGACCCCGAGAAAUUACGAGCGGAGUUGAUGCGAAAAGAAGAGGAGCGUCUUAAGGCGUCCAUUCGGCGCGAAACCCAGCAGCGGCGCAUUCGCGAACGAGUAUACAAUCGGGGAAUCACUAGUGGCUUUUUGGAAGGGAAUGAUGAAGAAGACGAUAACACUAUUUCGUUAUCGGCUAUUAAAAAUAGUUAUAAACGAGGAGAUUAUACGCGGCCUGCAUUUUCCGAUGAGGAGGAAUCCGAUAGCGAAAGUCGAAGGAAGAAACUGGAGAAUGCGAAGGAUGAAGAGGACGACGAUGACGAUUUCGGUGUGAAGAAAAAGAAAACAGAAGAAGGAGGUGCGAAGAAACGUGUCGCGAUUAUUCAGGAUGAUGACGAAGAGUAGUUGCAGUUCUAUUGUUACUGUACUAGUUAUUACAGUAAUUAUAAAUUGAUACGAGUAUGUUUUUUGUGGUAUAACUGUUUGUACACUGUGCAGAUCUUUGUCUGUAGAGGUUUAAUUGCUGGUUUAAUCCGAAUAAUUGGAGCGAGUGUAUCGUGAAUUGAGUUUUUGUCAAAAUGUACCGCUUUUCAUAAUUGAAAAUAUGAAAAAUUUUGAGAACUUCCGCGCUGGUUGUAUACG
Paramacrobiotus metropolitanus is the source of this 1703-nucleotide messenger RNA. RefSeq names its product RNA polymerase-associated protein LEO1-like. The record is from RefSeq and is a predicted model, not a curated record. Gene Ontology annotation, molecular function: RNA polymerase II C-terminal domain phosphoserine binding. Gene Ontology annotation, cellular component: Cdc73/Paf1 complex; nucleus. The transcript has 2 exons. Lineage: Eukaryota; Metazoa; Tardigrada; Eutardigrada; Parachela; Macrobiotidae. Bases 162 to 1466 code for a protein of 434 amino acids. Gene Ontology annotation, biological process: positive regulation of transcription elongation by RNA polymerase II; transcription elongation by RNA polymerase II.